Molecule: messenger RNA, 357 nt
Organism: Nakaseomyces glabratus
Lineage: Eukaryota; Fungi; Ascomycota; Saccharomycetes; Saccharomycetales; Saccharomycetaceae
Gene: MRP17
Product: mitochondrial 37S ribosomal protein bS6m
Biological process (GO): translation
Cellular component (GO): ribosome; mitochondrial small ribosomal subunit
Molecular function (GO): small ribosomal subunit rRNA binding; structural constituent of ribosome
Source: RefSeq, a predicted model, not a curated record
AUGCUGUAUGAAUUAAUUGCCAUGGUGCGUAUAUUGCAACCGAAGCAUCAAAUGCAACAGGAGGCUAAGGAGCUAGCCACUACUAUAGGUAGAAUGAUCAUAGAGAAUCGUGGUGUUGUGCGUAAAAUUAUGCCGAUGGGUAAGACCAUGUUACCGAGGGUUAUUACAAAGGAUCAAGAACGUCAUUUCCAAGCAUUCAAGUUCUUGAUGCUGUUUGACUCAUCCAUUCCUGUACAAUCCCAGAUUCUGAGAACAUUGAGAAAAGACCCCCGUGUGAUCAGAUCGUCCAUUGUCAAGAUUAAUACUGAGAAAGAGCUGGCAUCUUUGAGUUCGAUUGAAAAGAGUCAAGGCUUGUGA